AGUUGCAGAGAGAAGUUGAUUAAUGCAAGGGAUAUCCGUAACGGCUCGCAUAAACCCGUCUCAAAUAGCAGUUCAAGAGCUUCAGAACGGUCAACAGCAGCAGCAACAGCAGAUCUCAAACCCUCAGAUGCAUCAGGUCCAGGGCUCCCACUAUGAUCAUCCCUCUCAGGAUGAUUUCCUAGAGCAAAUGCUGUCUAAUAUUCCCUCCUGGCCUGAGCUUCCUGGGAACCCUAAAUCCCCCUGGGACCUUAACCCCCAAAACCCUAACGCUAGCGCCGCCUCUAGCAACGGCACCGCUACCGCCAACGGUGGCAAUCAGAAGCUCUUCAACAUCCCAAUCGGCGCUUCGAGCAACAAACCGUCGGAGGACCAGUCGGGUUCGGAAAACCUUCACUACGGCUACGACGACUCCACUCUGCUAGCGUCUCGGCUGAGGCAGCACCAGAUAAGUGGGAAUUCACCGACUGGGAAAGCGAUGAUGCUUCAACAACAGCUGCUUCUGUCUAGAGGCGUAGGUGGUGGUGGUGGCAUGGCGAGAUCGCCGACCUCAGCUCCAGGAGGCGCCGCUUCUCUCGGCGGCGAGCACGGGCUUCUCCCGCUUCCCUUAACCCUAGGCAGUGCUGAUUCUUCUGAUUCACGACUCCUUGUCGAUCGUUCUCGCGACGAUGUUGUCGACGGUUCCUUCAAAUCUCCCACCGGAGAGGGUCCAAUUCAAGGUCUUUUUAACGGAUUCACCGGAUCUCUGCCUCGAACUGCUCAGGCGGCGAACCAACAGCAUUUCCACCACCCUCAGAACGGCUCCAUUUCGACCCAAAGCUUCGGUGCUCCGGCGACUGGAAUGAACCAAGCUGCUCCGGCGGCAGGAACAAACGGUGCCGGAAAUGGCCAGGCUCAACCGAGACAGAGAGUUAGGGCUAGGAGAGGCCAGGCAACCGAUCCUCACAGUAUCGCUGAAAGAUUACGGAGGGAAAGAAUCGCAGAGAGAAUGAAGGCUCUGCAAGAACUUGUUCCCAAUGCCAACAAGACGGACAAAGCUUCCAUGCUGGAUGAGAUCAUCGACUAUGUGAAAUUCCUGCAACUACAAGUCAAGGUUCUGAGCAUGAGCAGAUUGGGCGGUGCAGCAGCUGUUGCUCCCAUGGUAGCCGAUAUGUCCUCAGAUGGACGUGGUGACUGUAUCCAAGCCGCCGGCGGUGGUGGAAUAGGACGAAGCGUUAACGGUAACAUAACGGCUCCGUCAAACGACAGCAUAUCGGUGACGGAGCACCAGGUGGCGAAGCUGAUGGAGGAAGAUAUGGGUUCCGCCAUGCAAUAUCUGCAAGGGAAGGGUCUCUGCCUUAUGCCAAUCUCUCUCGCCACAGCCAUCUCAACUGCCACUUGUCAUUCCAGGAAUCCUCCAGGUGGUUCCUCAGCCCAUGCCCUUCUCAACGCCGGCAACAACAACAACAACAACAACGGCAACCACCCUCUACUCUCCUCCUCAAACGUUGACGGCCCUCCGUCACCGAGUUUAUCGGUGUUGACCGUUCAGUCGGCGAAUAUGGGUAACGGUUCCGGUGAUGCGUCCGUCAAAGAUGCCACGUCUGUGUCCAAGCCGUGACGGAAGAAGAUGAACCGAGGGGCCCCACAAACAGUGAGAGAGAACAGAUAAAGAGAGAAACAGACAAAAGACAGAGGAGGACACGCAGAGGCCGUCAAGUCUAGGGGAAUAAGGAGGCCCCUUUUUAUAUGGUUUGACGCCAUAUUUGCUUAGACUUGGCUAAAGCCAUCACCACAUGCAGCCAACAGCCUAACCUAAAACAGCAUCUUUUUUAGCCCUUUUCUCUCUUUUAUCCUGUUUCCUGGU
This is a messenger RNA of Telopea speciosissima, 1843 nucleotides long. RefSeq names its product bHLH transcription factor RHL1-like. The transcript is spliced from 8 exons. Bases 23 to 1597 code for a protein of 524 amino acids. The record is from RefSeq and is a predicted model, not a curated record. Gene Ontology annotation, cellular component: nucleus. Gene Ontology annotation, molecular function: DNA-binding transcription factor activity, RNA polymerase II-specific; protein dimerization activity; RNA polymerase II cis-regulatory region sequence-specific DNA binding. NCBI's taxonomy places the organism in Eukaryota, Viridiplantae, Streptophyta, Magnoliopsida, Proteales, Proteaceae. Gene Ontology annotation, biological process: regulation of transcription by RNA polymerase II.